AUGGCCAACGUUGGAGAAAUUGGAGGUCCAGCCGUCGAUACACCAGAACCGAAGCAGACCGCUACUCCGCCGUCGAAUUUUAAGGGUUCUUCCUCUUCUGCACCAAACAAUCCUUCUUCAGUUUGUUUCCAGAGAUCUUCCUCAUUGCGCCUGAGUCAGAUGAACAACUCGGUCAAUUUCUCAUCCCUGCCAUGUAUAUUCGCUUCGCCUCGAGUUAGUUCUCCCAAAUUAUCUCGUUAUCUAGCGAGGCAUCAUUCUUGGGAUCUGCUUGACACUGAUUUUUCCCUAGAGAAUGAAACAGAUCCCUAUAGUGAAAACUUAUUAAACUUGGCAGGGGCAAAUGAAACAGAGCAGAGUGAUACAGAGAGCUCGGGAAUUGAUACUUCGGAUAUCCUGCUCUUGGAUUCACCCAUCGAGAUGAUAACAGCGGAUCCAAAUCCUGUCCCUAGUUCAGAUGUUCAUUGCCAGAAUGAAGGGGAACUCCCAAACUUACACACUAGUAAUUCAAGACGAAGAUGUCUUGUUUUCGAAACAACAGGAUCUCCUCCAAGGCAUAUAGGCGAUACCUAUCCGGAUUUUAUCACCAAAGAGGAAUCAGCUGAUAAGCAACUGUUACCAGAAAAACCCAAGUCUGGUCCUUCUUCUUCUCGAAGUUGCUUGGUUUCUGGGAUCGGUCUUCAUCUGAAUUCCCUAGUAAGAAUUAGGGAAGAUUCCAAUAGUGCAAUGUUUAAACUCAAUCAAUUCCUCUUAUACCAUUUUGUAUGUUUGAAUUACAGGCGCAGGUUGGAAAACUGUGAAGAAAAUGAUGGAUGUAAGCGAUGCAGUUGUAAGAAAUCAAAAUGCUUGAAACUUUAUUGUGAAUGCUUCGCUGCUGGUCUUUAUUGCAUUGACUCGUGUUUUUGCCAAGAAUGUUUCAACAAGCCCAUACAUGAAGAUAUGGUUGUGGAAACUCGCAAGAAAAUAGAGGGUCGAAAUCCACUCGCAUUUGCACCUAAAGUUGUUAAUGUACCUGAAGCUGGGGAUGAUUCAAGGCAUAAAUCAGGAUGUAACUGCAGGAAAUCAAAUUGUUUGAAGAAAUACUGUGAAUGCUAUCAGAGUGGAGUUGGAUGCUCCAAUAACUGUAGAUGUGAUGGAUGUAAAAACCCUUUAGGGAGAAAGGAUGGGUUUUUCUUAAAAGGUUCAGAAGACAAAGAAUCUAGAAUGCUUGAAAAUGGAACCAUACUUCAAAACAAUGAACAGGAUAAUCAAGAUUCAGAGUUUUUCCCUGCACCUUUUGGGGCUGUCAGUUGUGAUGAAACUGAAACGAGUGAACAGACAGCUUUGGCGAUAAAACGACCAGCUGGGAUGUCUAAUCUUUCGGUGAUUCCAGAGUGUUCAUAUAAAACAGAGAAAAGGGUUGGAAAGGAAAACAUGAUGCCGGAGAUAGUGAGAGUAGAUUACUCACCUAGAAGGGUAAUGAUAAUUAGUUGUUCUCCCAAUAGCAAGAGAGUUUCUUCUCCGUACAAUGGUGGCGGCGGCGGCGGCGGCGGCGGGGCGUCCCCGAGUUCAUCGAGGAGUAGAAGGAAGAUUGUUCUUCAAUCCAGUCCUUCGUUUCAGACUCCAGCACCUAAAUAG
Impatiens glandulifera is the source of this 1614-nucleotide messenger RNA. RefSeq names its product CRC domain-containing protein TSO1-like. The transcript has 10 exons. The record is from RefSeq and is a predicted model, not a curated record. Lineage: Eukaryota; Viridiplantae; Streptophyta; Magnoliopsida; Ericales; Balsaminaceae. Gene Ontology annotation, molecular function: DNA-binding transcription factor activity. Bases 1 to 1614 code for a protein of 537 amino acids.